GCCUGGUACUUCUGGUCUCUGACUUACAUCUGGUCUUCAAAAGCUUUUAUCUUUGCCUCGAUAACUUCGAUCAAACAAUGCCUUCCAUCAUGGCUCCAUCAGUCCAGUUCUUCCUUGCUUCAUCUAUUCUUCUCGUCUUCACGCCACUAGUGUCGGCGCAAGGUGCAGGAGCAUGCCCGACCAAUGUGGUCAGCUAUCCUGUUCUAGCAGGGUCAGUCAUGGGAGCGUUCAUCUUUGCGAUCAUUCUGGAGACCACUGCCAUCUUGUGCUAUAAACACUAUUGUAAGAAAAAGCCUCCAAAGCUGGAACACACGUUCAUCACAAGCGACGGAAAGGAGGUGAAGAUCAAGGAAAAGAUCACGGCUCCAAAUGAAGAGAAGGAGCACGAUCGGCACAGGGAGACCAGGAAGGGCCUGAAGAGUGAGCGGAAGCAGGAAGUUUUCAGUGUUUCUGAUAACAAUACUGACACCGAGAGCGCUAUUCACGGUCCUGCUAUCUACCGUUACCCUAUCGCCAUCGAUAAGGAGACGGGAGACAGCAUCAUGAACGGAAGGCACAAGUACGAACCAGACCUCGGAAACAACUACCUCUACUCUACCGGAUGGCAGUCGUCGGAUGAUGGAAGCGGAAUCAACAGCCGCAGGAUUAGUCAAUUGGGAAAGGAUGAAGUACCUAUUCUCCGUGGCCUCCACAAGGGUUCUGACGUUGAUGUUGAUUUCUCCUCUGCCCGAUUCAAGAGCUUGGUCCGCCAACCAAUGCCACAGGAAUGGACCAUCGGAACGGCAACGACAGAUGACGAUAUAAUGACCUACCGCUACCACACAGGAUUUGGAGGAAAGCGACGCGCAUCUUCACCUACUUUGGGAAUCGACAACCAGGGUUUCGUCAGCUCUCGACCAGGAAGUCCCACUCGGGAUUCAACAGUUGUGCAGAUGGAGCCUCGCCAUUCUUCUAAUGAAGCAAGGAUCAGCAUUGAUGAUAGCUUCUUCCAGAAAUCAGGGCGUGGUGGCAGUUCCCGUGGUACCCUUGGUAGCACAAGACCAGGCUUGGGUCGUGCUUUCGACUCCAACUUUAUUCUUAAGGAUCCGCAACGCUCAGACAGCAGCGACGAAGAUCUCUACGACUAUGGAGACAGUGAACACUCUGGACAGAGUUCUGCUCAUUUCGCACCAGGUCGAUACAGAGCAGACAUGGGCGGUAUACCACUAUACAGGCCGGAAGGUGGGUCCCCUACCAGUCCGAGGAGUUUCCGUUUCCACACUGGGUUUUCACAUCCUCAAGAUCCUGAAGGUAACGGUGAGCCUAUCUAUGCCAUCCCACACAAGACCGUUGGUUCUUCCAAGAUCAUACGACCUCACUCUGUUGAAAGGGAUAGGCACCUUGGACACACCACCUAUUCCGUCAUCAACGAAGCACAUUCUACUUCCUACAAGAGACGGCCAGAUCCAAACGAUCCUUCAAGAGUGGUCCGUGAUUCUGCGACCCAGUGUGAACUCCUCGCACCACGACCGAAAAUUUCCUUUGAUGAAGAAUGGCCAAUUACCACUUCCGGAAGACGGUCCAGAGUAGAUCCAGGUGUUCCUACCAUAGGCAUCAUCAAGCUCAUUAGACCAGGGUCUUUCCGUGAGUCGAGACGUCGAAGCCCGAAGCGGUACUCUUGGAGCGCCGACGACGAAGUGCAUCACGUCCGAUCGUCAAGCCUUCCAAGGGAGCGGACCUCAUCUUUCACGGAAAGGACGUCUUACUCGCAGACGUCGCGACGGCCGCGACGAUCGCGUUCAUCAUCACCUGUUCGACGAUCACGUUCGUCUUCACCUGUGCGACGUUCGCCACGAGGGCGCUCACCAGAUCGACAAUUACCUAACUUCGCCGAUGACGAGACAGACAUACCAACUAUCGGUGUUAUUCGUCUGAUAUCAAGGGGUGGAACAAGGACCUCUUUUGGGGGAGAUGAUUCAAGCAGUGGAAUCAGCGUCGGAGAUUCCACGCCUCAAGUCAGCCGACAACCCUCCUCUUCUAGACGCCCUGGCUCUAUUUAUCAAUAUGCCCAAGAUAUUCUAGACGAGGAUGAACGACUCUACAGUACAGUCACAAAACAACAACCACGGCAAAGCUAUAGCGACAUACCUUCCAUAGGGGUUAUCAAACUUGUCUCAGACCAAAGCCGCCCUCAACCAUUGGAGAGACGUAUGAGUUGGGCUGGUGAGGAUUUCGAAAAUUUUGAUACCUCUCGCAGGCUAGGUAGAUCUGGCAUACGUAGGUCCUUUGAUGAAAAGGAAACCUUUACUUCAUCAUCAUCCACACAGAGGAGACGUCGAAGUCCAUCACCUGACAAAGAGAAAGGGAACUUCCCAACAAUUGGUGUUAUAAAAUUAGUUCGUCCGGAUUCUGUUCAACAACCACUAUGGAAUGAGCUGAAUCGAUAUGUUAAACCAUCUGGCCGGUCAUCCCUUAUUAGGCACGAGUCAUGGGACGAGACGGAUGUCCAGGAAACGCAGAGAACUCGAUCUACAAAGAGGCCACAGAUGAAUGAUAGCUACACUGAACCAGCUAUCACAUGGCCACAGUUGAUCCACACCGUCAGGGAUCUUGUUGAUGAAGAACGGAAGCUGUCGUCGAAAUCAUCAGGCAAAAAGGCACCUGUCCUUGGAGUUUUUAAAUUAAAAUCAACGAAAGAAAAGGAACCUAGAGUCUCUGCAGUUUCUCAAGGUACAAAUCCAGACCAACCUUGGCACCGCCUCGUAUCUCAGUUGGAAGAAGAAAUAGAAUCAUCAGUAAUACGAAAGACACACCAAAUGAAAGAUAGAUCUGAACCAAGAACUGUCAGCAUCGUGAAACUUCAAGCCCCUAAUCAACCAAUACCGGACACAAGAUCCACGGGAACCAAUCCAGACAUUCCAUGGAACCAAGUCAUGAGGAUGAUACAGAGUGAAACAGAAGAAAUUAUUGAGAGGAAACAGUCGCUGAAGCAGAAAAGACCCAGUAAUCUCGGAUCAAUUCAACUGAAAUCCAAACCCAGGCCGCCAAUGUUUGAUUCUGCUACUCAGCCAGAACUUACAUGGCUGCAAGUGGUCAAAAUCAUCAAAGAGGAAACUGAAGGAAUGACCAAGAAACAAAUGCCACCACCCGUUGCCAAAGAUGACAAAGGAAUACAACCUGAAAUGAACUGGCCUGAAAUUAUUCAACUAGUUCAACAAGAGGUCAUAAAACAGGUAAAGGAAACUGAGAUAACAAAAAGGAGUGAACAAAAGCAUGACAAGAUUCCUCUGGCUGUCGUCAAGCUCGUUGGUGGCGAAGAUAAACCCAAAACAGGACAAGAUCAAUCAACAGAACCAGAGCUUACAUGGGGCCAAAUGGUGAGGAUGGUACAGACUGAAGUUGAAGAUAUCAUUCGAAAGAAGACCAAAAAGGAACCCAAAAGAAAGGAAACUGGUGACGCAAGUACAGAACCUGAAUUGACAUGGCCUUUAUUGGUUAGAAUAGUGCAAGAGGAAGUAGAAAACAUGGUCAAGAAGAAGAACACUAAGAGUACAUCUGAAAAAGGCACGAAACCUGAAAAGGACUGGAGUACAGUUGUCGGUACUAUUCAGGAGACAGCCAUUGAGGAGUUUAAAAGAACUUCCCAAAAGAAGAAGUCAAAGGAAGAAAAGCCGCCAAUGAUUGGCGUCUUUAAGAUCAAGGCAGAGCAACAAUCUCAAGUCACGUCUAUUCCUCGUCCAAGGACGAUUGACCAAGGGACACAACCUGGAACAUCAUGGGAUCGCCUACUAAGUAGAAUUGAGGAAAACGCCAUAAUGUCCGUCAAGAGAACAUCUACCAAGCAGAAGCCAAAACCAGCUGAACCUACUUCAAUCGGAAUUAUCAAGUUGAAGGCACCUGAUAUCAGCCAGAAAACAGAGACAUCUACUCAAUCUGUGGACAUUGACGUAUCUGACAGCUUUACCCAGCCUGAGCGAUCAUGGCGAGAUCUCUUGAGAGGAUUGAAGAUGGAACUUGAGAGUGAGUAUAUCAAGACCAUUCGCGAAUUAGAAGCCCACAUUGCAUCACAGGAAGAUCAACCUGAUUAUGCACCAGCCGUUCAAUCACUCGGAGUAUUGACCUUGAAGGCACCAAGAGAACAAAAGGCAAGAUUAAGAGAUAGCUUCACCCAGUAUCACACUCCUGUCAUUAGGGAAAAGUACACACAGUCUGACAAAUCUUGGACAGAACUCAUGAUGAAAAUUGAAGAAGAGACAGAGCGCAAGCUAACUCGACGUGUGAAAAUACCAAAGGUUUCGGAAAAAGAGUCACAAACAAAAGAUGAGAUCCCUGCUCUAUUCCUUGAACCAAUUGCACCUACUGUCGUUUCUUAUGAACAAGCCGCUCCUGAAAUUGACAAAACAGAUUCUUAUGUUCAAGUGGGGCCUAAAAUGGCUGAUAGUACAUCUUCACCGACAGCUGUAAGAAGGAGCAACACUCAAAGUAUGGUUAAACCAAGUGUGGCAGAUAUGUCAACAGGGAUUUCAACAAGAACUAGUGACUCUAAUGUACAGGUAACAGAAAUAAAGAACUUAAAAGACAUUGUAGCUCAGACAGACCUCCAGAUUUCGGAAUCACAUACUCAAACAGAUGCACUUCCAGAAAUCGUCCCGGAACCGGUAGUCAUUGUUGAAGCUCCCAUUGUUCAAACGGCUUUCCAAGAACCCAAGCCCGCCACAAAAGAUGCGUCGACGUUAACAAAAGAUGCACCAAAAGUCAAAGACCAAUCUUCAGAAGUUACACCCGACUAUAAAGAAAAGGAGGUCCCUGCAUGGAAGAUAUCUGUUCAGAAUUUUACCACCCAAUUCGAUACACCACUACCUAAAUCAUCCACAUCAGGUCAACAAACCUCGGUGUCAGUCCUUGAAAAAGGAACUGCCACCUUGGAAAAGACCCCUGGUUUUGCCGGAGUUCAAGUUUCACCGGUAUAUGAAACACACAGCACCUCUGUCGAAAUGAAAGUCUUGUCAUCGAGACCGGUUCAAGUCACUAUGGAGAAAGAAAACAGGAAUUCAGCAUCAAAUACAGACCGAAUUCAAACUGAAGAUGUGUCGGUUGAGGCAAAACUUGAUAGUGUUGAUACUCAAGAUGAGGGUGCUUCUACUAAUCGAAUUGAUAUGAAGGACUCUACUUUACAGAUAACAGCUGAAACAACAACGGCUGGAUCUCAGGUCACUUCAAGGGUGGCAUCAACAUCUUCAUCUGCACCCAGACCAUCUACGGCAACAAAAGAAACUCAAAUAUCCUCCAAAUUGGUAGAAAAAGACACAUUAACGGAUGGGGUAAAGAAGAAGGACGCUGGUGUAACAGUUGACUUAUCAUCCAAAAAAGAGGUGGUAAAUUUCUAUUUGGAACAGCUGAAGAAGAAACCAAAGGUCAAUGCAAAAUCAUCUCAGUGUGACCUUCUUGUUGCUCCAAAAAUGAAGGAUAUGGCAAGUGAAAUAAAACCAAAGGUACGAAAUCAACAGCAACAGAUAAAUCCGAAAGGAGAUAAUGAUGGUACCCAGUACGACCAAGUGAAAGUGACCAGCAGCAGUACUCAAUUGUCCCUAGUCAAGCCUGUAUUGCAAGAUUUCUCGACACAAUCGAUUCUAUCCAUGAAAUCUACUGGCGCACUGGCAACGACUGAUACUCGUGACAAAAUGUGCGAAGCAGACAUACCACAGGAAAGAGAAGAGAUAGUCCAACCUGAGAUAGUACAGCCUGUUCUGAUGGCCCCGACUUUCCUUGAGCCCGAGACAACCAAUGUUUCUAUGAACACGGAUAGUUUACCGAUAUCCUCUACUAUCGGUUCACAAAUUAAACCUGAAAUAUCAUCACAGGCUUCAACAGCUUUCCCAGACAUGGAGAGCACAUCGACCGCGACAACACGUGUGGAAAUUGCAUCAGAGAAGGUCCAAGCUUGCGCAACGGUUAAGGAGCUUGCCACAUGUACAGCUAAAAUAGAACUCAAGAGUACUUCUAGUUCGGCUGACAUAAAAAUUGUUCCUUCAACUUCUUCAAUCGGUGGACAGGUUGAUAUAAAAAACUCGGUUGCAGAUCAAGAGAGUCAAGUUCCCAAGACCGAGAUAAGGACAUUGGGAAGUAACACUGAGCAACCAGCCUCUACAAAGCAAUCCGCUUCACAAAUCAAGCCAUUUGGUGUUGAUAGUUCUAUGAAUACUGAGCAAGCAAGAAUAGAUGUGACAGCUGUCAACACGGUUUCACCAGAUUAUAGAAUCACAGCGGUGAAUACAUCCCCUGCACCAGAGAGGAAGAACACCUCUUCUCAGUAUUCGCUCCAGAGUACUACAUCUGCAGUAAUGGCUAUCCCUACCUUAUCUGAUGAGACUACGCAAUAUGAGAGUUCUACUGUUGCAUCUGCGAUGAAUACCGAUAAGAUCAAACAGGCUGACCAGCAAUCACAUGUCAACUUUCAGUCUCCUGUUCAAACCGAGAAGAUUGUAAUGCAAGAGGUGCCAGCAGUCCAGUUCUCCGCUCCUGUGUUUUCUCCACCGCUCACGGACACCGAAUCCCAAGCUACACCGGAGCUGAGGAAUUCUGAAAGUAAUACCAGACUGAUUGAACUUGCAGAUUCUACAUCCCAAAUCCAGCCAGCCAUGAGUACCACAAUGUCUGCAGCUCACCCAGAGACAGAACAUGUUGCUAUUGGAGUGUUCGUAGGUGGAAAAGACUUUGCACAGCAAGCUAAGAUAGAGGAUCAGCCAACAUUAACCAGUGACUGUGGCUCAAACACAAUUCCUACUGAUGUAAAUGAUGGAUCUAGCAAUACUUCACCCCUACCUACAAGAGCAAAUACUGGAUCUCAGAUAUCUGCAGCAACAUCGAUCGCAAAUAUUUUGGUUAAGCCAGAUGUUGAUGUGGGCUCCACAAUCACAAUGGCUAUCCCUACCUUAUCUGAUGAGACUACGCAAUAUGAGAGUUCUACUGUUGCAUCUGCGAUGAAUACCGAUAAGAUCACGCAGGCUGACCAGCAAUCACAUGUCAACUUUCAGUCUCCUGUUCAAACCGAGAAGAUUGUAAUGCAAGAGGUGCCAGCAGUCCAGUUCUCCGCUCCUGUGUUUUCUCCACCGCUUACGGACACCGAAUCCCAAGCUACACCGGAGCUGAUGAAUUCUGAAAGUAAUACCAGAUUGAUUGAACUGGCAGAUUCUACAUCCCAAAUCCAACCAGCCAUGAGUACCACAAUGUCUGCAGCUCACCCAGAGACAGAACAUGUUGCUAUUGGAGUGUUCGUAGGUGGAAAAGACUUUGCACAGCAAGCUAAGAUAGAGGAUCAGCCAACAUUAACCAGUGACUGUGGCUCAAACACAAUUCCUACUGAUGUAAAUGAUGGAUCUAGCAAUACUUCACCCCUACCUACAAGAGCAAAUACGGGAUCUCAGAUAUCUGCCGCAACAUCGAUCGCAAAUAUUUUGGUUAAGCCAGAUGUUGAUGUGGGCUCCACAAUCACAAUGGCUAUCCCUACCUUAUCUGAUGAGACUACGCAAUAUGAGAGCUCUACUGUUGCAUCUGCGAUGAAUACCGAUAAGAUCAAACAGGCUGACCAGCAAUCACAUGUCAACUUUCAGUCUCCUGUUCAAACCGAGAAGAUUGUAAUGCAAGAGGUGCCAGCAGUCCAGUUCUCCGCUCCUGUGUUUUCUCCACCGCUCACGGACACCGAAUCCCAAGCUACACCGGAGCUGAGGAAUUCUGAAAGUAAUACCAGACUGAUUGAACUUGCAAAUUCUACAUCCCAAAUCGAACCAGCCAUGAGUACCACAAUGUCUGCAGCUCACCCAGAGACAGAACAUGUUGCUAUUGGAGUGUUCGUAGGUGGAAAAGACUUUGCACAGCAAGCUAAGAUAGAGGAUCAGCCAGCAUUAACCAGUGACUGUGGCUCAAACACAAUUCCUACUAAUGUAAAUGAUGGAUCUAGCAAUACUUCACCCCUACCUACAAGAGCAAAUACUGGAUCUCAGAUAUCUGCCGCAACAUCGAUCGCAAAUAUUUUGGUUAAGCCAGAUGUUGAUGUGGGCUCCACAAUCACAACUUACAAUACGAAAGAUGGUUCAAGCAAUACUUCUCCCCUCCCGAAGUUAGCAGAUAGUGGAUCACAAAUUUCCAUUGACACAGCAACUGCAACAAUGACAGCUAAGCCACCAGUUGCAGAAGGAACAUCUAAUACGCAAAUCAGCGUCACAUCUAAUGAAACGCAAUAUGAAAGUUAUGUCACCAACAGUUCAUCAAAUACAAAUAUAGUGGUAAACGUGGACAAAUCCUCUCUGGUAAAUAUACCCGAGGAAAUAAAAACAGAAAAGAUUAUCAUGCAACAAGCUCCUCCUGUAGAGUUUUCACCUCCGGUUUUCUCUCCACAAAUUACCGAAACUGCAGCACAGAUUACACCAGAGCAAAAAGAUUCAGGCAGCAACACACUCUCAGUCAGCACAAAAGACACACCGGCGCAGGUCACACCAGACAUGGCUUCAAUCAUGACAACAGUGCAACCAAGUACAUCAGAUAUGGCGUCUCAUGCGAGUGCCAGGAUCUCGGACUUCACUCAGCAGGCCAGGAUCACACCUGAGGCAUUAGAUGCUACUGUGCAAUUCAAGCCCAAUAUGACAACCACAAUGUCAACAGUACAGCCUACGACAUCUGAGAAGGCGGCCCAUGUGACUUCUCAGAGUUCAGACUUCACUCAGCAAGCUAAAAUUCAACCCCAGAUUGCAAAUGCCAGUGCUAACACCAUUGUCAAAGACAUUAAAGAUGGAGCUAGUAACACUUCACCGCUUCCGAUGAGGGCACAUUGCUUUGUUAACACUGAAACUGUAAAACAUCAAGACCAAUGUUUCAUGGUGAAUAUUCCUACGGAGAUAAAGACGGAAAAAAUCAUCAAGGAAGUAGUUCCACCAGUUCAAUUCUCAGCUCCAGUUUUAUCACCGCCCAGUACUGAUUCUGAAUCGCAGAUUUCACCAGAUCAUGUGGACUCAAGCACAAACACUAAGCUCCCGGUCGCUCAGAAAGAUUCAAGUAGCAAUACCUUGGCUGUCAGCCUCAAAGAUGCACCAGUACAGAUAAAGCCAAAUAUGACAUCAACAAUGUCAACGGUUCAACCGGUUACAUCCGACAUGGCAGCGCAUGCGAUUGCACAAAAUACUGACUUUACUCAACAAGCUAAAAUACAAGCUCAAAUCGCAGAUGCUGCUGCCAAUACCGAUGCUAAAGAUAUCAAAGAUGGAGCUAGCAACACGUCACCGCUUCCGAUGAGGGCACAUUGCUUUGUUAACACUGACGCUGUAGAACACCAAGACCAAUCUUCCAUGGUGAAUAUUCCAACGGAGGUAAAGACGGAAAAAAUCAUCAAGGAAGUGGUUCCUCCAGUUCAGUUCUCAGCUCCAGUUUUAUCACCGCCCAGUACCGAUUCUGAAUCGCAGAUUUCACCAGAUCAGGUGGACUCAAGCACAAACACUAAGCUCCCGGUUGCUCAGAAAGAUUCAAGUAGCAAUACCUUGGCUGUCAGCCUCAAAGAUGCACCAGUACAGAUAAAGCCAAAUAUGACAUCAACAAUGUCAACGGUUCAACCGGUUACAUCCGACAUGGCAGCGCAUGCGAUUGCACAAAAUACAGACUUUACUCAACAAGCUAAAAUCCAAGCUCAAAUCGCAGAUGCUGCUGCCAAUACCGAUGCUAAAGAUAUCAAAGAUGGAGCUAGCAACACGUCACCGCUUCCGGUGAGGGCACAUUGCUUUGUUAACACUGACGCUGUAGAACGCCAAGACCAAUCUUCCAUGGUGAAUAUUCCAACGGAGGUAAAGACGGAAAAAAUCAUCAAGGAAGUGGUUCCUCCAGUUCAGUUCUCAGCUCCAGUUUUAUCACCGCCCAGUACUGAUUCUGAAUCGCAGAUUUCACCAGAUCAGGUGGACUCAAGCACAAACACUAAGCUCCCGGUUGCUCAGAAAGAUUCAAGUAGCAAUACCCCGGCUGUCAGCCUCAAAGAUGCACCAGUACAGAUAAAGCCAAAUAUGACAUCAACAAUGUCAACGGUUCAACCGGUUACAUCCGACAUGGCAGCACAUGCGAUUGCACAAAAUACAGACUUUACUCAACAAGCUAAAAUCCAAGCUAAAAUCGCAGAUGCUGCUGCUAAUACUGAUGCUAAAGAUAUAAGAGAUGGAUCCAGCAACACCUCACCACUUCCUGCGAGAGCAAACAUUGGUUCUCAAAUUCAGGCCGAAACCUCGACAACGUCUAUGAUGGCAAGACCAGUGAUUGCUGAUGAUUCUUCUAACACCAAAAUCAUUAUGCAUCAAGAUCAAGCUUCCUUCGCAAGUAUUCCAAUGGUGGUAAAGACUGAACAGGUUAUCAAACAAGAAGUUCUCCCAGUCCAAUUUUCAGCUCCUGUGUUCUCUCCUUCCAUUACUGAUUCUGAAGCUCAAAUAUCUCCAGAUCAAAUGGACUCGAGCACGAAUACGAAAUUACCAUUAGCUCAGAGAGACUCUAGUAGCAACACAGUGACGGACGUAAAGGAUGGAGCAAGUAAUACAUCUCCUCUUCCAGUAAGGGCAAACAUUGCUUCUCAAAUCAAGGCUGACACGUCAAUUGCGUCGAUGAUGGCUAGACCAAUGGUGACAGAGGGUUCUGUUAAUACCAGUGUCCUGAAACAACAAAACCAAUCGAGUAAUACCUCACCACCACCCGUGAGGGCUCAUUGUUUCGUUAACACUGAUGUUGUGAGGCAACAAGAUCAGGGUUUCAUGGUGAAUAUCAAACCAGAAACAGCAUCAACAAUGUCAUCAGUUCGCCCUAUAAUGAUGGAUGCUGCAGCCCUCACCAUCGCCCGCUCUGAAGAUUUCACACAACAAGCUCGAAUCAAAGCUGAAAUUAAAGACGCAAGUGGAAACACAGAUGUUACCGACGUUAAAGACUACGCUAGUAACACUUCCCCGCUUCCAGUCAGGGCGAAUACUGCUUCUCAAAUCAAGGCCGACACAUCGAUUGCUUCUAUGUUUGCCAGGCCACUUGUCACAGAAGAUUACACUGCAACAUUUCACAUUACAAAUUCCACUAGUGAAACGCAAUAUGAGAGUACUUCAGUCAGUAGUUCUAUGAACACUGUUAUAGUGAAACAACAUGACCAGGCUUCUCUGGUUAAUAUUCCCAUGGAAAUACAGACAGAACAAGUUAUCAAGCAAGAAGUUCCUGCUGUACAGUUUUCAGCUCCAAUUAUGUCUCCUCCAGUUUCAGAAACUGGAUCCCAGGUUGCACCCGACCAAAUGGAGUCUAGUACCAACACAAAGCUCCCUACCGUCAAAAAAGAUUCGGGUAUGAACACAUCAGUCAGAGUCAAAGAUACACCAUCACAGAUCAAGCCAGAUCUGACCUCAACUAUGUCAACAGUGCAGCCUACAACAUCUGACAUGGCAGCUCAUGCAAUUGCACAGGCUGAAGAUUUCACCCAGCAAGCUAAGAUAGAGGAACCAUCUGCUGAAAUUGCUGAUGCAACUGCACAGGCCUCACCAAUUAUGACUUCAACAAUGUCAACAGUCCGACCAAGAACAUCGGACACGGCCAGUCACGCAAUUGCCCUUGGUUCAGAUUUUAGUCAACAAGCUAAGAUCCAAGCAGAAAUUACAGAUGCUUCUGCCAAUACCAAUACAAUAUACGUAAAAGACGGUACAAGUAAUACUUCACCACGUCCAGAGAGGGCGCAUAUUGGUUCUCAAAUCCAGGCUGACGUAUCCUUUGAUUUUGCUCAACAAGCCAAAAUCCAAGCAGAAAUUUCAGAUGCAUCCGUCAAUACUAAUGUCACCAAUGUAACAGAUGAAGCCAGUAAUACCUCUCCUCUUCCAACGAGGGCAGCUGUUGGAUCUCAGAUCACUGCUAAAACUACGGCCUCGUCUGUCUCAGUCAGACAGAUCGUUGUCGAAAGUUCAACAAUAACAUCUUUCAAAAAUUCAACGAGAGAGACACAAUAUGAAAGUAAAGCUAUCCACAGUGGGAUGAACACGGCUAUUACAGAACGAAAAGAGCAGUCUUCAUUUGUUAAUAUGCCUGUUGCUGUGAAGACGGAGGAGAUCAUACGCCAGCAGGUACCAUCGGUACAAUUUGCUCCAGCAGUGUUCCCUCCUCAGCUUACGGACAUUGCAGCCCAGAUAAAACCCGAUCAGAGUGAAUCAAGUACCAAUACGCAGUCUAAAAAAUUCAGAGACACUACAUCUCAGGUGAUAUCAACCACCCAAACAAAAGAUUCUAUGGCACAGGUUGUGGUCGAUCAAAGUACGUCAAGUAGUAAUACCAAUAUUAUUGAGCAAGCCGACUCUAACGUACAAGUAAAACCGGCAGUAAUAUCAACAAUGUCCACUAUACGUCCCACCACAGGGACAGUAUCGAUUUCAGCAACAGUCGAUGGCAGAGACUUUACUCACCAGGCUUUGAUUAAAGCACUUACACCUGAAUUAGCAGAUGCUGGAUCAAACACUGACAGGGUCGCUAUGAAACAUGAAGAAAGUAACACGAAAUCUGUGAUUCUUACUGAUGGGAUAAGCAAUACAUCUCCCCUUCCGCAGAGGGCGUCAAUUGGUUCUCAAGUUGGUGUUGAAGCGUCGACUUCAUCGAUGAUGGCCAAACCUGAUCUAAAGUCCUCUAAGACUUCCCCUAUUCUUGUAAGAAAGCAGGACCAAGCAACACAUGUGAAUAUUCCUGUAUCUGUUACAGAGGAGAUAACGCGGCAAGAGGCUGUACCAGUAGAAUUUGCUCCUGUAUUCAAGCCAGACUUUACAAACUCGGAGGCUCAGAUUCAACCAGUACAGACCGAUUCAAGUACAAAUACUAAACAAGUUGAAGUACGAGAUUCAAUAUCUCUAACCGAAAAGACAACCGUACAACAGUCGACCACCCAGAUAACUCUUCUACAGGAAAAUUCUAGUAGCAAUACUACAAUUGUUCAUGUGAAAAAUGCUGCUGCUCAGAUUGAAGGUCCAAAGACAAGAGACCUAUCUUCACAGGUGAAGCCAGGUAGUUCCUCAGCAAUUUCAAUGGCAACUGUUUCACAGCAAGAUGUUACCGUUCAGAUGGCGGAAAAGGUUCCUGUUAUCAGAGACACUGGUUCCAAUACUGCACAUGUUCAAUUAGUCGAUGAUUCGAGCAAUACCUCACCUCUCCCAACUAGAGCCAACAGUGCUGCACAGAUAUCAACAAUGACCUCUAAUUCUACCAUGAUGGCCAAGCCGUCAAUGGCAGUGGGUUGUACUUCUCCAAUACUCCAGAAGAAGCGUGAUCAAUCAUCCCAAGCUAAUUUACCAACUGUCACGACUGAAGAGAUUAUCAGAGUGGAACAGCCCAAUGUUGAGUAUGCCCCGAUUAUUCUCAUGCCAGAGAUUGCCGAAAUUGGAGCUCAAGUUGAACCAAAUCAGAUGGAAUCGAGUACCAAUACAACGAAGGUUGAUUUGAAGAAUACUUCAUCGCAGAUGAAGGAAACAGUAGUCGAGGAAUCAAACACUCAGAUCUAUAAAUCAGUGUCACACACAAGCAGUAAUACAUUGAAUGUUAGUGUCACAGACACCAUGACUCAACUUGAAAGACUAGAAAUGCGAAACGUGAUGGCACAAUCUUCGCCAACUACUGCAUCAACCGUUGCAUCCAUAAAACCAGAAACUUGUGACAUUGCUACCUUUUCAGAAGUAGAAGGUAAAGACUUUACCAACCAGGCAGUAAUUGAAGAACCUUCGCCUGACAAUAUGGAUACAGGUUCAAAUACAGAUAAUGUGCCUGUAAAGGACGGGAUGAGCAAUACAUCACCCUUGCCGAAACGUGCAAAUAUUGGCUCGCAAAUUUCACUUAGUACGGCGUCAACCAUAUCAUCUGUAAAGCCAGAAACUGAGGAUGCUAAUACUCUUUCACAAGUAGACAGCAAAGACUUCACUAAUCAGGCCAUAAUUGAAGAACCUUUGCCAGACAAUAUGGAUACAAGUUCAAAUACAGAUAAUGUGCCUGUGAAGGACGGGAUGAGCAAUACGUCACCUUUGCCAAAACGUGCGAAUAUUGGCUCUCAGAUCUCCGCUGCUACGCAAGAUGAUACCACGUCGCCAAUUCUUAUGAGGAAGUCCGAUCAAGCUUCAAAUGCAAACAUACCUGACAUCAAGCACGAGGAAGUGAUUAAGCAGGAGGUGAUUCCAGUAGAAUUUGCACCCGUCUUUAAACUUGAGCUUGAAGAUUCAGGAUCACAGAUCGAGCCUGAUCAAAUGGACUCGAGUUCUAAUACGAAGACGCCUCUCAUCAGUGAUUCUUCAUCACAAUCUGACAAGUUGAACACAGAUGAUUCUGCCGCACAAGUUCGUCCUGUCACAGAAGCCUCAUAUUCGUCGACAGCUGUGAAAGGAUUCGAUUUCACACAACAAGCUCAGAUUGAGCUAAAAGCGCCAGACUGUGCGGAAACGGGAAUCAACACUGAUACAAAGAGAACGUCGAGUUUUAAAGUUCAGGUGAAACCAAUGUCCACAGCAGUGUCUGCAACUGCAAAGCCUUCGUUAGGUGACAGCUUUAGUAACACCGAUCGUGUAGGUACCGUGACACAACCAACUCAGACAAUGCAUGAACCAAAUACAAAAGAGCUGGAAGUCCAAAAUUCGCCCAAUACAGUGGAACACAGUGCAAGUACUGUUCAGUCUAAAUUUUCGAGCUCACUAACUCAUUAUGACAUCACUUCGACCAACAUUGCUUCACAAAUGAGGAUUCAGACGGCCAAUAUUUCAUUGACAGCCCAGACACCAACACAGGAAUCGAAGACGGAUCCUAUAAUCUUGAAAAGGGCAAAUCAGAAAACCCAGUGUGAGCUCAUUUCUUCCGAGAUUUCAAUGAAUACCGAGUUUAUCCAAAAGAAAGAUCAAUCGAGCCAAGCUGACAUUCCUUCACCUAUCAAUGAAGAUGUAGUCAAGGAAGAUGCACCUGAGGUUGAACUACCCGCUGUUGUAUUCCAAGUUGAGAUGUAUGAUGUCGAAACACAGACAACCUCUACUUUCACAGAAAGUGGUACAAAUACAGCUGUGGUAAAAAUUAGUGAUACAACUCUGCAGGUGUCACCUAUUACUAAAAAUACAAGCAGUAAUACCGCUUCUAAGAAGAUCUCCGUAACUGCCGUAAAUACCAUGUCGCCUCCAGAAACGAUUGAAACAGCAUCACAGAUGGCGGUACGAACUGCAUCAGCUGCAAUGAUGGCAAAACCAGUUAUUCGUCAUGCGAACACGACUACAUCCACCAGGUACUUUAAAUCACAGAUUAUUCAGCAAGACAGAUCAUUCACAGAUGCUUCGGUCAAUACUGAAUCAGCCAAGAAAACAGAGAAAGCAUGUGAAGCAAAUAUGCCCACACCUGAGGAAGUUCGACCAGAAUACCAAGAUGCCCAGGCUCAAAUAGCUCCUGUCAUAUAUGAAAAGUGUUCCAAUACAUUAGUGAAGAAUUUGACGAAUAGCCAGUCACAGUUCUUGGUGCCCCAAUCUUCUACAUUAACAAACACACCUAAGCGACCGAGUACCACAGAAAGUACAGCCCAAAUACAGCCAGAAACUGAUUCAACAUCAGCUCACGCCUUCGCUGAAAUCGGGGAAGCAUCAAUGUUUGCAGGUGUCGUCGCACAAGACUUUACACAGCAAACUAUUCUGGACGAGAUUGGAACAACGGCAACAAAUACUCAGCCUGAUCCAGAGAGUAUUGAAGCAACAGCUCAAGCGAAUCCUAACGUCACUUCAGUGUCAUCACUGGCGCAACCAGUUGUAAAGUCUGAGACGAGCAUUACGAAAAAGACAGUUUUGUAUUCAUACCAGUCUCAAACACAGGAAAUGAAAGAAGAACCCAAAACAGUUGUUAAGAUGAUCAACACAGGGGCACAGACAAAUCCAGUAACCAUUAUUGAUUUUGUUCCUGUGACCGUGGACUCGACCGUGCAAUACGAGACAAAAUAUUACUAUUCUGGGAUGCAAGCAAGGGUACCAUCGCUCCAUCAAGGCAGUCAUGCUGUAGUAGAAAGCUUCCCAGAAUCUUCAACGACGGUUCCACGUGAAACUCAAGAUUCAUCAAACGACCCAAUUCUUAAAGAAGCCAAGGAUGAACCUUCUCAAGUUUUCCCCACUGAGUUCAGGAAUGUAAAUACUCAACACCAGCCAAAGACUGAUACACACUUCCUUCAAACGCAAAUUGAGCAACUGGAAAAAAUAACGUUCGCUUCAGUUGCUAAGGAAAUGAGUGUGCAGGAAUCUCAGUUUGUAACAGAGACUCAAGCUUCUUGCUUCCAAUCUUCACCAGAUAUUUCAGAUGCUACCACGUCAAUAGAUGUUACAGACAAGGAUGAGACACAACAAGCAUCCCCAGCGCUUACAGAAGGUCAUACUGCUAUGGCUGAAGUCGAAACUUCUAUUGCAUCAUCGCAACACAAGUUGUCAACGGCUGAAUCAUCCAUGCAGGCACAAGUAAAACGUCUUGAGAAAAUAACAUUUGCAGAAUACGAGAAAGAACUGAAGGAACUUGGUCUUCAAUGGUCAACUAAAGUAAACAGUGAGGGUUCACAGUUCUCUCCUGAAAUGCGUGAUGGCUUUACUGAUUCAUCUCUUGUGGAUUUUAGUAGCACUGAAUGUCAGGUUACGAAUGACGUGAAUGAGAGAUCUUCAAUGACUGAAAUGACACUUGAGGAUAUCGAAAGCUUGCUUAACGCUGUUAAGAAAAACAUCACUGACACAAUUAGAGAAGAAAUGGUUGUACCAACACUUGCUAAACCAGAGGAAAUGGCAUUUGAUCUUGAUGUUGAGACUGAAGACACUGGGAUCCAGACACUCCUUGAAACUAUAUCUCGCAGCGCAAGCCCAAUCCUGCAAGAAAUGAAGAAUAUGGCUAUACAAUACGAAAAAGCCUUCGAAAUUAGGGACAAAGAGUUGACAGUAAUUCCGGAUACACUCGAAGAGGCAAUCAAUACAGCUCGGACUGAAUUGGAAUCUGUAUUGACUCAGCAUGGAAUUGCUUCAAAGCAUGCAGCAUUCCAGGCAAAAUCGGAUGUAUCAGAAGUUUCAACAUGGAUUCCACAUACUCAAUUGAAGGAACAAUCUACACAAGAAACUAUGAAGCGUGUAUUUGGGCAGGUACAGGUAGCACCUGCAUCGGUGGAAAGAGGAAUAAUGCCGGAGAAACAGCGACUCGGGAAAGCUUCUACUCAAGCAUUCAUGGAAGUGUCGCCAAAGUGGACUCAGUAUGACAUCGAUAGAUCUUCAUCGGCUAUGCAGGCAGGAGUUGAUAAAACAGAUGGGUGGUUUCAAACAAAAGAAUAUAAGCAGCCUGUCUUUGAGCCCAUACAACAAGAACAACAAAAAGAGGAACACUAUGAGUUUUCAUUACGUCCGGUAUGCAUCAACGCUGAGAUUCAAACAGACCCAGUUAUCAUCAAGUCAUUUGAUGAUAAUGACGACAUGGAGACUGAAACGGAUGCAGAUAGUGGUAUUGAAAUAGACAUGCAAACUGACCCUGUUGUUGUAUUGACGGAGCAAGAAUAUGAAGAACUUAUCUCGAGGCCUAUUUCUGAAGAUACCGUCUCACAGACGCCAAAUGUGCUAACUAAACCUUUCACGCACCAAUUUCUAACACCCGGUCAGACUGAACCUACCCAAACGCAUCUGUCAACAUUGGCAGGAAGCACAAUGACAAAGGAUAUGAAAUUCACACUCCAGUCCACCCAGACUAAAUCAAGCGCAUCCGCCGAUACCAAGACUCAGUAUGAAUCGUUCUAUGAUGAAAAGAAUACUCAAAUCCUUGUCCACCGUGCAGAAGGUUAUACAGAAAUGAUUCCAAGUAAGUUUCCAACACUGCUACAACAGACAGAUGAGAUGGAGGCAGCUAGCAAGACAGUGUUUACCCAUGUUUUGCCUCAUUCAGACCGUGACCAACAAACUGUACCUGAAAAGGCGGAACAUAGAGCUAUUUCCCCUACUAUUACACUUGGGAGAAGUGAAGUGACACAGACAGGCUCAGUACAAACAUUAGAAAGUACUACCCUCUCAGCGAAGACUGAAACAUCAUACAUCGGAUCCCAAACUGAUGUCCCAACAAUGAAAAGCCGCGACAAUCAGUAUGAUGUAGUUGGCACAGACAUCGUAUCGCAGACACGCAUUUCAGAAAUGAAGUCAUUUAGUACCAGCACGGAGACUGAUGUUAAUCACUAUGUAUCCCAGACGAAGGAAACAGAUGUACACGACUCUUCAUCAUGGACCGAAGUUACGUCUUACCCUGCUUCUGGUACACAAACGGACGAGUGUCCAUCUGAAAUACUCCAGGAAGUAAUUCAUCUCCAGUCUGUGGAACCGGUGACAUAUGCGCCGGUUGAACUGAUGCCUCCUGUAGCAGUGACAGAUUGUCAGACCCAAACAAUAGAUACAAGUGCAGUUUCACACCAAACAGAUACUCAGAAAACAACUGACCGUGGUGGUGAUGCAUCUUCAGCAGAAGUUUCUAAUGCUGGAAUGAUGGCUACCGCAUAUACGACAAGUGUGCCGGCUCAGGGUAUAAUCGAAAUAGAUAUGGCGGAAAAUCAGACGACCGUGCAAGUGACAGAUACGGCUUCUAGCCCCAUAUUUGAAAGAAAAUCUACAGCAGAAAAAAGUGUCCAGCAGCGAGUGGAUAACUCAAAUUCAAGUGCCCAAACAAAGAAAAAAGAGUAUCAAACAAAACUUACAUCAACUGAAAAGACCAUGAAUGAUUCAUCUAUACAGACUGAAAUACCGAUGGUAACUAUCAUUGAAGAAGCUGUGAAACCGGUUCAACUUACUCUGGAACGUUCUAUGCCGAAUCUUGCAGCUCUUAAGCCAGAGGUAGCUGACUCUUCGUCACAGACAACAGGACUUGAGACUUCUGAUAGACAAGCAGCGACCAGUCCCGUAACGACUUCAGACCGCCAAUCGGCAACGAGUCCUGUAACUAUGUAUGAAACAGGAUUACAGCAAGAAACGCCCAAAACAGAGGAAAGGUACAUAAGCACAUUCCAAACUGCUCUCCUAGAAAGCGUUGAUCAAACAAAAAUUAUUGACAUCGAUCACAGACCUUCUCAGGCUCAGCCUCAAAUGACGAAUAUUCAUACUCAAUCUGGUGUUAAUCUAUCCAGUGCCGUUACCCAGGCAAAACCAAACACAUUCGAGGCAAAAUUACAAGUCAUUCCAUUGAAGGUUGCAACAAAGGAUUCAAGCAUCCAGCAUGACACUGAACUGCCAUCAUUGAAUAACUCUACAUGUCAAACUGACUUCGAGGAUAUUCCAUUUGAAGAGAUUGUAGUGAUUUCACAAGCAAAGGUCGAAAAUGAACCGUUCUUUAUGGUGCAGGAAACAGCUGAUUUCACAUGCCAGACUGCUGAUGAAAUAGAAGAACAUGCAUUCAAUACAGAUCCCAUCCAGCACACAGAUUUCCAUGACCAAACUAUGUCGAAAUUGAUGCCGAGGUCUUCCUCACCGGUUGUUCAAGAUGUAGUUAAUCAGCCAUCCCAGACACCUGCACAACAGAAGACACCUACGAGGGACUCAACUAUCCAGCAUGAUGUGAAAUUGAAGGAAUCAUUGACACAGACUGCAUUGCAAACCAUGAUGAAAGCAUUUUCGCCAAUGUUACCUCGUUCUGCAGUAAAGGAAGCACAAACGCCAGAUGGAGUAAAGGUCGUAGUUGAUACGAAGUUAGUACAGUCUACUCAAAUUGAUCAUGAGCAAUCAAGUCAGUCAGCGAUUCCAACUGCAGAACUGGGAACAUCAACAGUACUACCUAAAAUGGUGAAGAUAGAUACACAAACAAUUAGUGAACCUGUAACACAAUCAUUAGAGGUAUUGACCCAGUACGAGCCCUCAUUUUCCCAUGUGCAUAAUCAGACGGCAUAUGAUGUAAAACAAAGAUCAUCAUCAACCGUUAAAACCCCUGCUGCUGAUGUUUCUUCUCAAAGUGAUUUACUUGGACACGGGAAAGAAUCACAGACAUUCAUGAACUCCAUUGCGAAGGCAAUUUCACCCAUGCUUCCUCGAGCAAUGAGCCAAGCUCUGCAGACUCGUGGCGAACGAAAGCAAGUAAAAGAAGCCUCAUCACAACAUGACACACAAAGAAAAGCCACUGCUAGCCAGUAUAUAUCAUCAAAUCAAGACAACGAAGUCCAGUUCCUUUCUUCAUCAGCCGAUCAAUCAUCAUCUCCACUGAUGACUUCAAAAUUAGAUCACAGUUUGCAAACGCUUCGACAACACAGGGAACAAACUAGCACGCAAAUUGAUCAAGUGAGUCAACACAAGGCCACUCAGUUGGAAUUCAAAUUGAAAGAUGCAGGAACAGAAAGCAGGAUUAAUAUUGCUCAAGGUUCAACUCAACAAGAUUUCCAAAUGGGAGACAUAACUACUCAAUCCGGAGUGGAACAAGAAGAUAUUUCCAAUCAAUACAAAGUGAACUUGGAUGAUUCAGGGAAUCAGACAGCCGGUAAAAAUGCCACUGAAACUUCUACAUUAACACCACAAUCCAUGUCCAUUGGUUCCCAAACAUUGACAGAAGAAAUUGUUGUCACUACUCCUGUGGUACAGGAGUUUGCACCUAUUGUGCCACAGAUUGUGACAUUGGAAUCAGAACCACCUCGAAUGACGACCAGCACCUCUACACAAUACGAAAGAGUGCCCAUUUUACCGAAGGUGUCUUCUCCAAUAAUUACCCGGGCAAAUGACAACGAGUCUCAGACAACAACGAAAGUAAUUCGUGAAUCACAUAUUCAGACCAAGGUCAAAACUAUCCAGAGAGCAUCUUCACCCAUUAUGAUGCAGCAAUAUGAUCAUAUCACUCAAUACCAAUCACAUGUUACCAACACGUCCACAACGUUCCAAGCACAUACCGAGAAAUUAGAUCAAGCUUCACAGCAUGAACUCAAAUUGGAUAAUAGGGCUACUGGAAUAGCCCUUUCCCUGGGAGAUGUUUCUACGGAUUACGAAACGAAAGUGGAAAAGAAGUUCACUGAAUACAAAACCACAUUUGCCGAAUCUCCGUCGCAAACAACUGUGGAAAUUUCUGAUCAAGCCUCUUCUCCUCGUCUCCUCCGUGCAUCUCAUCAGAUUCACCAGACGCCCCCUGCUGUUGCAGUGCGUAUGAAGACUACUGCUUCACAACAUGUCUCUCAUACAGAACAAAAUACAACCCAAUGUAAGGUUUCAAACCUUGAUGGCACAAGCCAAGUUGAACAGAGUAAAGAUGAAAUGUCUGCUCAGUAUGAGGAGAUGACGGAGGACAACGAAGCGCAGUAUGUUUUCCACACGUCUCAUUCUACAACUCAAUACGAAGUUAUUGGUAAGGAUACUGAAACCCAGCACGAGAUGAUGCAAGAAGAUGCUAACACUCAAAGCAGUGCUGAACUUAGCCCAGCUGGACAUCAAACAGUCAAUGAACUAAGCAACCAAGCUUCGUCUCCAAUCCUGUCAAGGGUAAAUAAUCAGUUGCUUCAGACCCCUCUCCAAGCAGGAAAAACGAAACGAACAAUGUAUACUCAGUUUGAUAAGAAAGGUGCUGAGAUAUCUACUCAGUAUGAAAAGGCAAGUCAAGAGAACACCUCUCAGUAUGAAUUCAAACAAACAGACAGUGAUACUACGUUCGAAGUGAAGAUGAAUGAAACUACAACACAGUAUGAACUGAAACAACGAAGUACUGAUACCCAAACACCUGCGUAUCCUGUUCCUGUGGAAGAUGCCAUUCUGCGAGAAAUUGUUGCUCCUGUUCAACAUGCUGCUCCAAACUUGCCACCAGCUAAGUCAGACAGUUGGAGUCAGUAUGAAAGAAAUACGGCUAGUACCACGAUACAAUAUGAUCCUCAGACGCAGGAAAGCUCCAUGCAACAUCAACUUAAUGAGCAGACUGGGUCAUCACAAUAUGACACUCAACAACAGGAAUCUACAACGCAAGCAGUCAUAGAGAAUGAUCUAUUUACCGGUCAGACCAAACUUGAGACACAACAGCAAGCUUCGUCUCCCAUCCUACGUCGUGUUGCCAGUCAGGCGCUUCAGUCACCUAGACCAGAAGGCAUUCAGAAGAACGAUGGAUUCACACAAUAUGAAACCAAACAGGAUGACAUGUCUACACAAUACGAUGUAAAGACAAAAGAUUAUGCGAGUCAACGUGAUUUCAAGCAAGAUGACAAAGUGACACACUAUGAUGAUGUGGGCCAAGAAGGGUCGGCACAGUACGACAUAACUGCAACAUCAGAAUGUACUACGCAGUAUGAAGUUAACAUGCACAGCUCAUACAGUCAAACACCCAACUACCCUAUUCCUGUUGAAGAUGCUAUUCUGCGGGAAAUUGUUUCCCCUGUCCAACAUGCAGCACCAGCUUUACCACCACCAAAUAUAGACGGCUCUAGUCAGUGUGAACGGAUAAUGGACAACACCACGACUGACUACGAUUUAAAGAUGCAAGAAAGUUCGGUGCAGCACAAGCUCGAAGGGGAAGAUGGAGCUACACAAUAUGACAUUCAACAACAUGAAAUUACAACCCAGUCUAUUACAGAGAAUCAAGCGACUGCGAGCCAAUCUGUGUUGGAAACCCAACAACAUGCCUCAUCUCCUAUUCUCCGCCGUGUCAAUAAUCAGGCACUUCAGACGCCUAAAUCCAAGGGUGUCGAGAAGAGCGAUGGAUUGACACAGUACGAGCUUCAAAAGGGUGAUUCUUCCUCACAGGCUGUUCAUGAAGGAAAAGAUGGUUCGACCCAGAGUGUACUCUCAGUUGCUCCUGGUCAAGCGCAAUAUGAAAGGUCAGCCAUUGAUGCAAAUCCUCAAUAUGAAAGGAAAGAUGAGCAGAUGUCAACCCAAUAUGACACUAUGAAAGAAGACAUUGCUACGCAGUACCAAAGGCGCCAAGAGGAUGGAACAUGUCAAUACGAAAAGGAUGUCACUGAUGGAACUUCUCAGUAUGACACGAGAGGAGAGAUUGCUCAGACCCAGCAUACAUUACAGGGCAUUGACAGCGUGUCUCAGUAUGAGAAAAUGGAACAGGACGGUACAACAACCUAUGUCAACAACGUAGAGGAGAGACCAACUCAGCACGAUGUGGAUAGCCAACUGUUUGGAAGUCAAACUGUUUUAGAAACACAGCAGAAAGCUUCUUCCCCAAUCCUUCGUCGUGUAAACACUCAGGAACUUCAGACUCCUUCGACCAUGAAAGUCGAGAAAAAGGAUGCAUUAACAGGAAAUGAACUUAAACAAAAUGAUUCAACCUCGCAGUUUGUGACGAUUGUCGAUUCUGUCCCAACUCAAUACCAGACUUUAUCUUCUGAAGGAACCACACAGUAUGAAAUGAAUCUGCACAGCUCAGACAGUCAAACACCCGACUAUCCGAUUCCUGUUGAAGAAGCUAUUCUGCGGGAAAUUGUUUCCCCUGUCCAACAUGCAGCACCAGCUUUACCACCACCAAAGAUAGACGGCUCGAGUCAGUGUGAACGGAUAAUGGACAACACCGCGACUGACUACGAUUUAAAGGUGCAAGAAAGUUCGGUGCAGCAUAAGCUCGAAGGGGAAGAUGGAGCUACACAGUAUGACAUUCAACAACAUGAAAUUACAACCCAGUCUAUAACAGAGAAUCAAGCGACUGCGAGCCAAUCUGUGUUGGAAACCCAACAACAUGCCUCAUCUCCUAUUCUCCGUCGUGUUAACAAUCAGGCACUUCAGACGCCUAAAUCCAAGGGUGUCGAGAAGAGCGAUGGAUUGACACAGUACGAGCUUCAAAUGGGUGAUUCUUCCUCACAGGCUAUUCAUGAAGGAAAAGAUGGUUCGACUCAGUCAGUACUCUCUGUUGCUCCUGCUCAAGCACAAUACGAAAGUUCAGCCAUUGAUGCAAAUCCUCAAUAUGAAAGGAAAUAUGAGCAGAUGUCAACCCAAUAUGACACUAUGAAAGAAGACAUUGCUACGCAGUACCAAAGGCACCAAGAGGAUGGAACAUGUCAAUACGAAAAGGAUGUCACUGAUGGAACUUCUCAGUUUGACAUGAGAGGAGAGAGUGCUCAGACCCAGCAUACAUUACAGGGUAUUGACAGUGCGUCUCAGUAUGAUAAAACAGAACAAGAUGAUACAACAGAACAUGUCAAGGAUGUACAAGAAAGGCCAACACAGCAUGAGGUACAUAAUCAGUUGUUUGAAAGUCAAACCUUACUCGAAUACCAACUGGCUGUCAGCCAGACGGAACUAGAGUGUCAACAGCAAGCGUCCUCUCCUAUCCUUCGUCGUGUGACCAACCAGGCUCUUCAAACUCCUAAAUCAAAGGAAGUCCUGCAGAAUGAUAUUUUGACAGAAUAUGAUCUCAAGAAUGAUGACGUAUCUACCCAGCUUGACAUCAAAAGAGGAGAUUCUACUACACAAUAUAUACAUGCACCUGAAAAUGCCGAGACACACUGCGGCAUUAUCGGACAAGAGACUUCGACACAAUAUGAGAAAAAAGAUGAAGAUAUUUCGACACAGCAUGGGUUAGGUGGACAGAAUAUCACAACUCAAACUAGAGUUUUAAUUCAAGAUACAGCAACUCAGCAAGAACGAAUUUCAAAGGAUAAACUCACGCAACAUAGAGCAGAUGUGAAAAGCUCACUAACUCAAAAUGAAGUCAAGAUAUCGGAAACAGCGGCGUCUCCUCUCUUUCGACCGAAAUCGGGCCAGAUUGUGCAGACACCAAAGGGUCUUAUAGAUGGGAGCAGUCAGUAUGAGGGGAGUACACAUGAUAGUGCUAGUCAAUAUGAGGGAUCAAGGGAAGGUGCUAUGACUCAAUCUGAUAUCACCGGCGUAGUAGGUGAAACACAAUAUCAAAGAAGUGUAAAUAAUGCUGAAACACAGCAGACACCAAAGUCUACAGAAGUUGAAAAGAUAAAUGAGUUAACGCAACACGAGAUUGAGCAAGGAGAUUCAUCCUUGCAGUUUAUCCCAGAGCAAACAGAUGGUUCAACCCAGUUCGUGUUCGCCGCUUCAACUGUCCCAACCCAAUAUGAGAGUUCAACCAACGAUGCAACGUCUCAGUAUGGAAGACAGGGUCAACAUAUAUCAACACAGAACGACCAAACAAAGACAGAUACCGUGACUCAGUAUGAGACCCGUUUAGAAGAUGGAACCAGCCAGCAUGACGUUGUUGUUACUGAUGGAAAUUGUCAGUAUAUCGGAAUAGGUAUCGACAGUACUUCUCAAUACCAGAGAGCUGUGCAGGAUGUUCCUACCGAAUAUGUGAAGGACCAACAAGGGAGAUAUACUCAACAUGAAUCUGAGAGUAAGUUAUUUGCAAGUCAAACAGUCAACGAGACACAGCAUAAGGCUGCAUCUCCAAUCCUUCGUCGAGUAACCAGUCAGGAUAUACAGACCAAAAAUCAAAUGGCAACACAAGAAAGUGCGACUCAGGAUGAACCCAAACAGAUGGAUAGCAACACAGGAUACCAAUCAAAGACUGGUGACAGACCAUCCCAGUCUGAAGUGAUUAUGCAUAGUACUGAUACUCAAACGCCCGACUAUCCUAUUCCUGUUGAAGACGCUAUUCUUCGAGAAAUUGUUUCUCCCGUCCAGUAUGCAGCACCUCAAUUACCACCACCUAAGAUGGAUGGUUCAACUCAGUACGAAAAUAAGAUGGAAAGUGCAAUGAACCAGUAUGUUUCCAAAGGGCUUGAAACUACAACCCAACUCGUAAUAAAUGCGCAAGAUGAAGGUACAGACUAUCAAGUUCAACAGCAGUCUAUAACAACACAGUCCUUGGUUGAAAUUCAACCUUUCUCUAGUCAGAUCGAACUGGCAACACAGCAGCAAGCAUUAUCCCCUAUCCUUCGUCGUGUAGCUAGUCAGGCACUACAGACCCUUCAACCCGAUGAAAUUCAGACAAGCGAUGAGUUUACACAACACAAGCUAGAACAUGAUGAAGUAUCCACUCAAAUUAGAGUAAAGGCAAAAGACUCAUCCAGUGAAUAUGUUCUGAAUCAAACCCAUAAGCGAACGGAUUAUGAUGGUGUGGGCCAAGAAAAUUCAACACAACAUGAAAUAGGGUUAACAAAUAUAGAAACUCAACAUGCAUCGAUAAUUCAAGAAUCUACUACUCAGCAUGAAUCAUCCUUGAAAGACACAACCACCCAACAGGAAACUGAUGCAAAAGACAUUCCAACACAGGUAGUCAUAAAUACUCAACUCUUUGCCAGCCAAGCUAAAAUUGAGACUAAGCAGCAAGCUUCCUCCCCCAUUCUUGGUCGUGUCACAAGUCAGGCACUUCAGACUCCCGAAGCCAAGCAAGCCUUGAAAAGCGAUGAGGUGACUCAGUACGAACUAAAACAAGGGGAUACAACUUCUCAGUCUGAGGAGAAGAAGAUGGAGAAGUCAAGUCAGUAUGCCAAUACAUCUUCUCAUGUCCCAACACAGCAAAGUGUUAUAAAUGAAGAUGGCACGACGCAGUACGAUCUCAAGUUGGGAGAAAAACCUACUCAAUAUGAAAAUAUUCUUAGGGACCUUCCAAUCCAGACCUCAACUGCAGGGGCGGAUCAAAUAUCAUCCCCAAUACUACCGAGAAUCGCUGUGCAGACGUCCCAGACGCCUACACUAGCAACUACGCUGUCAUCAUCGCAGCAUCAUAUAGAAACACGAGACAACUCAGCACAACACGUCUCCAAGAUGACAGAAGGUAAUACCCAAGUUCCGACCGUUCCGCAGAGAGACAGCGUUGCUCAAACCCAAUCAGAGAAACCCCUCAAGAUGACUGAUAAUGGUACCCAAUAUGAACCAAGACAAUCUGACAUAUCCUGUCAGUCUGAGAGAAUGAUCGCCAGGGAAGGCAUGUCUCAGCAUAUUCCCCACCAAAAGGAAGGGUCAACGCAGUAUGAAUCUAUAAGACGAAACCUGGAUUCCCAAACUGUCCCGAAAACAUCAAAUGCCUAUACACUUGCAGCUACAGUACAACCGGUAUUGUUGACCCAAAUUACACAAACUCCUUCCGAGCCUGCGAAAAAAAUGACUGGAUUUUCCACACAGACAGAUAAAUCCAAGGCAGCAGCAAGGUACAAUGUGGCAUCAUUUACGGAAAGAAAGUUACAAGAUGACGUCACACAAAUCUGUCAUGACAGUGUGAGCGAAACUGACAGUUCAACACAAUCUCAUCAGACUCUUCAUGAAAAUGCGACACAAUCUGAAUUCGUGAAUAUGCAACAAGCAUCAUCUCCGAUUCUCCCACGUUUAACUACCAAAACAACUCAGGUCUCCGAAGUACCCACAAGUGAUGUUACAUCUGGUGUCCAAAAUGAUGUGCAAAAUGCGGGCACUGUAUAUGAUACCAAACACCAAGAUGGUGCAACACAACAUGUCCUUAUCAAAGAAGACAAUGUUACUCAGUAUGAAAUGUCUAUGAAAGAUGCUAAUUCCCAGUUGGUGGUUGUAUCUGAUAACAAGUCAUCAUCACCUACACUGAGACGAGCUGCCAUGUCUAGUCAAACACAAGGUGAGAAGGUUACUGUCAUAACAGAAUCAUCACAAUAUUUCCAUGAUCUGGAAACGUCGAAUACUCAGGUUGACGUUCAAGGAAAAGAAGGCACCAGUCAAUAUGACCUUAAACAAGAACAGAGUAUAACACAAUACACAGAAGAUCUACGUGAUGUACAUUCCCAAUCGACAGUUGAAGUGGGGGAUAUAACAACUUCAACCUCAGAUACCAGCAUUGCCCAUCAAAGUAUGCAGACUUCGAAACGGUCCAUGAUCGAAAGCAUGUCUCAAUAUGAAUCAGAAUUGCAAACUUCAGUUUCCCAAUCUGAGGUGGAAGGUCAAGAAAUGUCGUGCCAGUAUGAGCAAAUACAUGAUGACACUUCAUCACAAUACAGCCCUGAUUCCACGGAUAUUACGACACAGCAUGAAGAAAAUCAAGAAGAUGCCAUAUCCCAAAGUGUCAUUGACACUGACGAUAAGGCAUCAUCACCAAAACUUCAGCGACAUGCAAAUCAGCAGUUGCAUAUAUUCCCUACUGGUAGUGAUAGCGAAACCCAAUCUCAGGUGAGAUCAGAAGGAAUCAUUACACAGUAUGAGAAGGAUGAACAAGACAGAGGAAGUCAGCAAGAAGCUCGCCAAAUGGAAAAUGCUUCCCAGUGUGUUUCAAUCAUCCAAUCUGACACGACAAUGCAAACUGUCCAAGAGGAACUCGUGGUCAAAGGUCAAAAGGGAAUACAGCACGAACCUGAGACUCUUGAUAAUUCUUCACAACAUAUUUCUAUUCAGAAAGAUGCCUCUUUGCAAGAGAAUAUUCAAUCAGAAAACACAACAACUUCAACUUCACUGCAACAGGUAACUGGUGUCAGCACCCAAAAGGAGAGCUUCUUCUUAGAAUCGACAACUCAGUGUUUGAUAAGUCAGGAGGAUCAUGCUUCACUCACCACAAUGAGAACGACAACGGAUCAAGUACUUCAGACCGUUGAAGAAGAAAAACAACUGAAAUCAAGUACUUCAGCGCAGUAUGAAUGCUCAAAUGAAGACGAUUUUACUCAAUAUGAGGCAAGUGUAGUCGAAAAGACAACCCAUCUUGCACAAGAACUUAAAGACACUAUGACUCAGUAUAUGAUGAUGUAUGGUGACAGUCAAUCUCAGACAGCAAUCUCAAGCUAUGAUCAGGAAGUAUCACCAGUACUUUCAUUGACAGGUCAAAGUGCAGCCCAAACGAUGGAAGAAAAUAAGAUUCCGACAUCUGAAGUCAUGACACAGCACGAAGUAAAGUUGUUGCAUCUUAUGAUUCAAACUCUAGAAGAUAAACUCUCAACCAUUGAUAGUAACACCCAGUAUGAACGACGAUCAAAUGAGAAGAUUAUACAACAUGAACUUAAUAAUUUGGAUUCUUCGACACAAUUAAGUGUCAAACAGCUUGAUUCGGAUGCACAAACAAAGUUGAGCUUAGAACACGAAGCAACGUCUCCAAUUUUGUCACGGCACCAGAGUCAACUGUCCCAAACGCCUGUGUUUGAAACUUCGGCAACAGAUGUUGUGUCUCAAACUGAAGUAAAACAACAAGACACAACUACACAUAUGGACGCUUCUCAAGGAGAAGGAUGGACCCAGUAUGAAAUGAAACACACAGAUUCUGUGAGCCAGACGUUCAACAAGAACCUCGAACAGGGCAUUUCUCCAAUCUUCUCACCUGCAAGGAGCAAUGCAUCUCAAACACCACAGGAAAAAUCAAUAAUUAAGAUGAACAUAACAACUCAAUUUGAAAUGGAAAUGGGUGAGUCGCACACCCAAACAAAACAAAAGGUAGCUCAACAGACUUCUCAAAUCUUCUAUGAGAAAUCUGAUAAAGAUUCACAGACAUCCAAGACUGACCCUAAGAUCGACAGGAUGGAUCAAGCAGGAGGAAAGUUUACAGACAUUCAGAUGCAAGCUGCAGUAAAUACUUCACCAAAGGCGUCGUCACCGGUUCUACAUCGAGCCAUUAGUAAGGACGCACAAACUCCAGUUAAGGAUGUGAUUCCUAAGUCUUCUCAGAUAAUUAGGUCUUCCCGUGAUUCAGCUAAUCAUGCUACUUCAGGUCCAAAGACUGUUGAACGAGGAACGGAGGUACUUCAAGUUCAGCUAAGAACCGGUUCAACACAGGCCAAUCAACGAAAACCUGAAACAACAGACAGUUCAGUUCAGCCUAAAAGAGCUGAAGUGACACACCAGAUGUUGGAAGUCACACCAGUUAUUAUGAGUCACUCAACACCAUCUCCUUUAACACAAUACUCAACAAAACCAACCCAAGCUGACAUCAAAGUUAUUUCCAAAAGCACGACAGCACUGACGUCUCUCUCGUUGAAAACUUCAGCAACAGCUACAGCAAAAACUGCCAUGAAGAGUGCAAUUUCUCAAACUGAGGUUGCUAAAGUGUCAAAGGAAAUAGUCACCCAAAAAAUGAAAUUGGUAGAGCGAUCUUCCCUCACGAUACCUGACACCAAAUCACCUGUAUUUGAAGCAUCUACACAACAUAAAGUCGAUGUCCAAAUGGUCGAUGGUGCCUCAGGAACAAGCCCAGCUACUCAUGAGGGAAGUACUUUUACGUUUCCAAUUUCUGCGUCGGAAAAGGCCUGUCAGACAGACAUUCAGAUAGAGGAAGAUGAGGUAAUUGAAAUUCUUUCUCAUUCAGAAGAGCUUGCACCCAUCACGAUUCGAGGAGCCAAUCAUGUGGACAUGUCAACUGAAACCGAACUUUACAAUAGUGAAAGAGCAUCAUCUCCGUUUUCGGACGAUCUUGACGACGUACCAACACAGACAAGUACAGAAAUGCAUUCGAUUGCAGUACAGUUUGACGAGCCAGACUUUGGUCCUAUGUAUGUGAAUACAGUUAGUUAUGUGCAAGAUGGCAGAGAAAGGCACACAGAAACACUGAUCGAACAGACUGCAGCAACUCCUGCACUAUUGGAACCUCUUCGUCUUGAUUCCCAGCAGCAAACCAUUCCCAACACUGAUGAUGGAUUCACAGAAACGGUACAAACGGGCGUGGACUUUGGUGAGCAGUCUCAACCCCUGAGCAUCGACCAGGCCACAUUAACACAUUCAGGACAAAUGGUGUCAAGUGAGGUACAGGUCAGAAUGGAACACCCCUCAACAUUAACAAGAGACUCGGGAUCACAGCAUGCAUCAAGAGCUGUGGAUAGUUUUGUGCAGGCUGAUGCAAUGAUGGUUGAUGAGGGAAUUUCUACCCUAACGGUUCUUAAAUCGACAUCAACCGCUCAGUGUAGCCCUCCUGGAUCCUCACAUACUUCACCAAAACUACAGCGAAAGGUCAUGGUUAAUGCAGAAACCAGUACGUUUGUUCAGUACCGUCAGACUACUGACACGCAGACAUCUAAACCAGUUCGAUCAACUUUAUCAACUCAAUUCCGCCCCAACAUGAAAAGUCAGGAAUCGCUAGCCAAUAUUCUACCAGAGAAUGCCGACGUAGGCACUGUAAUCAGACCACUGUCAUCAGACGCAGAUUCUUUGGCAAAAGUGGAACAAAGUUCAAACUCAGCACAAUGUGUUACAACUAAUGCAGAUACAGAGAGUCAGUAUGAACAACAAGACGCUGCUGAUAUGUCGGUCCAAGUUAUGCCAACUUGUGCAGAUCUAGGGAAUUCACCCAUCUUCAAACGGAGAGAGGUCCUUGUUUCUUCAACACAGACAGACCCGUUAUUUGCAGAUUUUAGCGAUGAAUUCGAAGAUGGAGAAUUCUUGGAUACACAAUCUGAUCGUGUCUCUUUAGAGGAAUUCACCUGGGACACAUUUGUUGACAAUUUGCAAGAGACUUUGGACGGACCAGUUGUUUCCUCAUAUGAAGCUCCUAUCCAACAGAUUAAUGUCAUUCAGGAAUUUGCUGAAAUUCCUAGAACAUGGGGAGUCGAUGCUUCUGCACAAAUUCAUCCAACCCUACUUGAGAGAGGAACUGGAACCACAGGCUCAUGGAGACAUGACCGAGGAAGUCAAAUUCACCAGGUCCUUGCCAACCAUUCAACUCAGAGCGAUCUUACGACAAGGGUGUUUAUUCAUUCAUCUACCCAGCAUGUUGAAGAUAUAAAGAUGACAACUGACAUGGCAAGCUCUCCCGUGUUUAAACGGAAAACGGAGAAUGUUGUUUCACAAGUUGCUCCUGAUAUCUCCGAAGGUAGCACAUCUGUCUUUGCAGUACCGAUUGCUGAUAGUAAAUUCCAGACUGAACAGGAAUUAUUUGAUCAGUCAUCUCAAUAUGUCAACAUAUAUACUGAUCGUCCAUCCUCACCUCUUGACGUUUCUUCUCAUAAUGCCUCUCAAUAUCAAGGCAUUCAAACUUGUGAUACUGCCUCUUCACCAAUAGUGGUCAGGAAAGUGAGUGCAAAUGAUUUCCAAACACAAGUGACAGUACCAACCUCUGAAACCAUCUCCCAAUCCCAUUCAGCUCUCUUAUCAGAUAAAGUCAGCUCACCCGUAUCUUUCAGAAAGUCAACCCUAGACCAUAGCACCACAGUGGACAGAACCGCAGUAGACGUUGGGUCUCAGUAUUCGCAAGGUAUUAGAACGGAAAAGGUUAGCUCCCCUGUAUUCACAAGGAAAGCUGCAGUAGAUGAAAGUACAACCAUGAAACUGACAGAAUCGAAGGACGGUUCCGCUCAGGUAUCUCCUGUAACCACAUAUGGAACAUCACAGCCUAUGCCAAAGAUAUUUGCGGACACUCAUACUUCUCCAAUAUUGCAAAGGAAAAUUUCCGUUGUAGAAGAAGGUACAAUUCCGUUACCACCACAGCAUGUAAAAGACUUUACUACACAGGCCGCACCAGUGCGUGAAAAUAUUCCGACUCAGUCUUCUCUCAAGGGAACAGAUGUAAUCGCACAGGUGACGCCUGAAACUUUGGAUGGGGGAACGGCUAUGACAGAAGUGUCGGUAUCUGACGGAUCUGUUCAGAUUGAACAUGACGUCCGGGACCAUUCAUCUCAACAUUUAAUAGCCUCGGAGGAUGUAUCGAUCACGACAAUACCAUCUAUGGGCUCAAAUGUAGAAUCCCAAGUUGAAAGAGAUUUCGUAGAUGAAAGCACGUUCAUGAUUCAAUUAGAAGCAAAAGAUUAUAUGUCGCAAAUUGCUCCUACUGUUACUGAUGAAUCAUCUCAACACGUAAAGUCUCCCAAUACUAACAAGCUCAGUUCACCGAUUCUUACAAGGAAGGAAGUGUCUGAUGAAUGCACAUCAAUGAAACAGGUAGAAGACAAAGACAUUUCUAUUCAGAUGGCUCCAAGUUCAAGCGAUAGAAUAAGCUCUCCUAUUCUACAACGCAAGGAUGUCAUCGAUGAAUGGACAACGAUCGCUUCAGCCGAGUCAAAAGAUGUCGUAAUGGAAGCAUUCCCAGUAACGUCAGAUUCUGUUUCGCAAUCUCCAAAGAGUUCUUUCACGGAUCAAAUGAGUUCCCCUGUGUUAAUUAGGAAACAGGUAAUGGAUGAGAGUACAUUGGUCUCAUCGCAGCCACUAGAUGCCAAGGACUUCACAACACAAGCAACCCCAACCAUCAUUGAAAAGAUUAAUUCACCUGUGCUUGUCCGAAGACAGCUAAUUGAUGGAAGCACUAUGGUAGAUCUUCUCGAAUCAAAAGAUUUUAACACCGAUUCCAUUCCUAUAACAACUCACACAUCUUCUCAAUCUGACCACGUUGCGAUGUUUGACAUGCCCAGUUCACCGCUAAUGCUAAAGAAAACUGAUGAGGGUACAAUGAUGGUAGAACUCAAACCACACGAUUUCACAACUCAAGUCACACCCACUACAUCAGAUCGUGUUUCUCAAUCAGGCACAAGGUCUACAUUCGAUAAACCAAGUUCUCCGACAGUCAUCAGAAAGCAAAUUGCAGAUGAAAGUACAGUGAUUUUACCACGUCCUACAGAUGCUAAGGACUUCACAACACAAGCAACCCCAACCAUCAUCGAAAAGAUUAAUUCACCUGUGCUUGUCCGAAGACAAGUUAAUGAUGGAAGUACUAUGGUGGCCCUUCUCGAAUCAAAAGACUUUAAUGCUGAGUCCAUUCCUAUAACUACUCACACAUCUUCUCAAUCUGACCAGGCUGCGAUGUCUGACAUGCCUAGUUCACCGCUACUGCUGAGGAAAACUGACGAGAGUACAAUGAUGGUAGAACUUAAACCUCAGGAUUUUACGACCCAAGUUACCCCUACUGUAUCAGAUGGUGUUUCUCAAUCAGGAAUAAGAACUUCAUUCGAUAAACCAAGUUCUCCUACAGUAAUCAGAAAGCAGAUUGCAGACGAGAGUACAAUGGUAUCACCACCUCCUACAGAUGCCAAGGACUUUUCAACACAGGCUACACCAACUUCAUCAGGAAAACUUAGUUCUCCAGUUACCCAACGAAAGACCGUGGUCGAUGAAGUAACGAUCACGAUGGCGUCUAAUGCUAAAGACUCUGAUACACAAGUAAUGCCAACCACCACGGAAAAGCUUACUUCCCCUGUGCUGAUCAGGAAGAAUGUGACAGAAGAGGGUACGACAAUGCCAUCUUCAGAUUCAAAAGACUUCAUCACGCAGGCAACACCUAUUACAACAGAUGGAGCUUCACAGUCCCUCAAGGAGAGUACGUCUGACAGACUAACGUCUCCGGUUCUGAUUCGUAAGGUCAUGGCCGACGAGAGCACACUCAUUCUUCCUAUACCUACAGACUCAAAAGAUUUCAACACACAGGUUACACCUACAUCCAUCGAGAUGGAAUCCCAAUCAACAGAGAAGGCUGUGUCAGAAAAAUUGAAUUCACCUGUCUUAGUGAGGAAAGUAGCUAUCAACGAAAGCACUACGAUAGAACCGCCUGCUGAUGCAAAGGAUUUCAGUACUCAGAUUUCAGCUACAACAGCUGAAUAUGGAUCACAAUACAGUAAUGUAGCAUUCUCUGACAAACAAAAUUCUCCAGUUAUGGAAAGAAGGGUAACGGUUGAUGAAGGAACUACAAAUAUAGUUCUUCAUGCGAGAGACUUUACAACUCAAGCUGCCCCAGCAGGAGUUCAUGAAUCUUCGCAAGCCAAAUGGAAGUCGAGUGAUGAAACAACGGUUACUAUGUCCUCAGAACGUAAAGAUUUCACCACACAAUCUAAACCUUCGACUUUGGAUACUUCGACACUUCCAGAAAAACUUCCUUCUCAUGAUGCAUCAAGUUCUCCAAUAAUCGUUAGAAAGGUUCAAGACUCGGAAUCGCAAAUUCAGUUAUCAACAAUUGAUGAAAGUACAGAAAACCUCAAAACUGAACUCGAUAGGGCAAUGCAGGUUCAUCCUGAAAAUAGAAAUCAGUCAUCACAAUAUUUGAACAUGAAAUUGCCUAUUGACAUGAGUGUCCAACAGACAACAGAAAUGCAUGACUCAACGUCAUCUCCGAGAAAGAUUGAUUUCACUGACAGAGGUGCUGAAGUACAUCCAGUCACCAUUGGUUUUUCAAAUCAGCAUGCUGGAAAGCAAGAAAGGUAUGAGAAAUGUAACCAAGCAGAGGGCGAAGUUCUGGAGCAGGAAGUUCAUGUAGAUGAUAUCGUGCAUCCAACAAUUGUACAACGCGUGGAUGCAGCUCCUAUGAUUGUACAACCGACCAUUAGCUAUGCUGAACGAAUGAGGCUACGAGAAGAGAUUCGAAAAGAGGCUAAGGAUGAAUUGAGACGGGAAAUCAAGGAGGAACUGAUAGAAGAAAUUCGUGAAGAGAUAAUAAAUGAAGUGCGAGAUGAUAUCAGAACCGAAUUCAUUAUUUCCAUGCACGAACCUCAACAGGGACCACUCAUGAUUACUAAAUCAACGAUUCCAGUUGAAACUAGACAAUUCAAUGAGACUGUCGAAGCCAAACCUUACAUGUUGCAUGAAAAGCAACAGGUCGAUGUCAAACAGAGGAAUUUUGGAAACCAGCACAAAGCUCCUGAGAACGAGGAUGUAUCGUCCGUCGAAAAGAGUCUUGUAUCUGAGAAACAACCUCCAAGCGAGGAGCUUGUGAGGACAAUUAGACAUGAAUUGCGGGAAGAAGUAAUCGAUGAAUUGACAGAAGAGCUGACUACUAGUAUAAGAGACCAACUCAGCCUCGAAUUAAAAGAGGAGUUUAAGGAAGAGAUGAGGGAGACAGUCAUGGAAGAGAUGAGGGAGGAGAUAUUUGACGACUAUCGAGAGGAAUUACUGGUUGAGUUUGCCCCUCGAAUUAAACAUGAUAUUGAGGAAGAAGUGCGGGAAGAUUUGGAGGUGACAAUCAGAAGAGAACUUGAACCUCGAAUCCGUGAAGAAAUAAAAGAGGAAUACAUCCAGGAACGGGUCAAGGAACUGUUGGUAGAAAAUCUGAGUUUACAAGAACCGAAAGAGCCAGACAUCAAGACCAAGCCGCCUUCUUUUGAUCGAGGUACCUUACCGCCUUUCAGUAAGGCUACUGACAAUUCAACGGAAAUGCUCAUUGAUACCAAAGAUGCUGCUGUGCAGAUGGAGGAAAUGAGGCCAGUGAAGAUUGAUGAGGUCUGCCAGACUCAUAUCCGAAACAGUAGCAGAGGUACAUCAACCACCAGAUCGGAUACAAAAGAAACAAAGACUCAAGUUCAUCCAACAACAGCGGACCGUGGAACCACACCGGCUAAACAGAACAACAUACAUUCGGCUUCUCAGACAGACAUAACACAUGUAAAGCAUCAAGGCGGACAGAGCAUUCUAUCACCAGAACUUGUACACCAAUCACUCCAGGUGAUAAUGCGACCUCUGCAAACCCAUCAGACUGUGCAGGCAAAGUAUGAUGUCACUUCAAAGCAAACAUCAAUGACUGCAAGGCAAUACAACCCCGCAAGCUCACAAACUCAUUUGCCUAGAGAGUCACGCGUUACUCAAUCUACAGUCCCUCAAAAGGUGUUUGCAGUGCAGCCACUGGAACAAAGACCCAACAUAAACACUGGCAUGCAAUUUUCGCCCGCCACAAGCGAUCGGGAUACUAUGUAUACACCUAAGAAGUUCUCAAGCACUCCAUCACAGUCUUUUACUAAGCCUACCAGAAACAUUUCAAUAGAACCCGACCGAAGUAUGGGCAACAUUGACAGAUCUGUACAACCACAGAAACGAUUGGAUGGUAUUGAUCACAUCGUACAGAUAGAGCCAGUAACCAGAGAAGGAGCAGGCUCUCCACUUUCCUUGCCAGACGAUAAAAUUUCUUCACAUGACCGGUCCCUUUCACCAGUGAUUUUCUACAGUCAACAGGCAGAAUAUGAAUCUACACCACCUGGCUUGGAAUCUCUGUCACCUCGACCGGUCGAGAAAAUGGUUACACCUCUCACAUCGCAACUGAAACAGCCCAAGAAGUUGACGAUAGAGCUGCCGUCAACAGAGAAAACACCACUACGAUUGACCUCAGUCACACCACCAGAUGCACAGAGACCAUUACAAUCUGGAUUCAGGCUUCAUGACCAGACCCAAGACUCAUCAACUCGCCUGUUUGAUACUGAAGUGAGCAGGCGGGUCCAAAAUAUCAACAACCUUGAGCCAUCCCGUGAAGUAACAUAUGAGCAGCCCGUUGCUCAGUACAGGCCUCGCAGAACCUUCCACACUCAUACGGAUAUACAAGAAUCUCAUUCAAAUAUCAGCCAGGUUAUCGUGGGUAACAUGCCACCGAAUUGUCGAAUGGUUAUCGUUCAGCAAACAACUGCAGGGACAACAUACACAACCGCGUUAAUGACCGAAUCGUUAUCGCGUACAUCAAUGACAACAAGCAGCAGUGUUCUCACUCAAAUGAGUUAUCAACCAAUCACCUUCCUGAAACCUGAUGACACAGAUUCACUUGACCUCUCAGAGACCGAUUCCCUCGAAGAUAAAAGUGAACCAUCACCAAUUGAUGAAUUGGAAAAAAUAAGACGAGAUCUCAGGUUGUCUAAAGUGAUGACAUCAGGAGAUCAAAAUACUCUUGUCAGCUACCUUGUAGAAAACAAAACCCCGAGACAACGUUCUCUUGCAAUAGGCCCCCCUACAUCACGACCUAAGUCAUCGAGGGAGCUUCUCUACGGUAAACAAGAGUUCCCGAAAUGGGAGCAAGGCCCAAGUGGUAGACAACACGAUGAAAAGGGCUCACCUAUUCCUCCAUCAUUGGGAAUUUCUGGAGAAAGUCCGACGCAACUAACAUCUACUUCUUCAGGAAUGAAGCCAACUCAUAUCAUGUAUCGAAGGCCGCGGCCUUCAUCUGAAUCAACUCCAAUGGUGACUCGCCUGGAAGAACUUCUUCGUAAAUCAACGCCAACCAACUAUGAGGAUUAUGGUUGGCUGAUGGAUAAAGAACCAGACAGACCUAAGAAAGACGAAUACGACCUGCCAUCGGUAGAUAAAAUAAGGACUCGGUUUGCCAAACCUAAAGAUGGACCUCCGGGACGUCCAGCAGAUGACUCACCAAGUGACGUUGAAUCUGAAGUCAAUACUACGGAUUCGGAAACAGAUUCGGAAUCAUGGCAGGCAGUUAUGGACUUCAAGAGUCCCUAUCUUCAUGAAGAUCCCAAAUAUUGGCCAUACACAAGCCCCCACAAGGCACCAGGUGUACCGAGCUCUGAAUCUGAAACUUAUGACUCAGACGAUGACACACAGACUGUGUGUGGAGAAUUGGACCUGACAACAAUGAGGGUCGACGAAUCGUCAUCUUCUGACGAAGAUGCUGACCCACAGGCUGCAGAGGCACCGAGACGUAGAAAACAAUCUUCUAAGCUGAAGACGAGCCUUAUCAGGAAAGAACUUGCCCUGUCUGGUGUGGUUCCACGCAGGACUCCCACAACUUUAACAAGCUACCAAUCUAUGCCCGAAGGUGAAUAUCCAAUGGCUGGACGACGAACCAAAUCCAUGUCUGAUCUGAGCAAACCGGCCGGCUCGGUCAGCGGAAGUGGAAUGUCCACAGCCGAAUUAGUCCCUUCGGAGUCUCGAUACGCUCGAGUAGUGCAGAGGGUUCGCGAUACCAGGCCAUCUUGGGGGCGCUACUCAAGACUUUCCACCUCUUCCACUGACAUUUCUUCAAGGAAAUCUCUUCACGACUUCGGGAAAUUCUAGGUGGAGGAUACCAAUAAGAAGCAAGGUCUUCAAGGCUCCGAGAUUCUCCAAAAGAAUAAUUUGAGUAGAAUGAUGCCUCCCACGAUAGUUACCUUACAUGGCGAUAGUAUAAUCAUACCUUUAAUUAAAAUAUUAUUCGCAAUUUCUAUAGAAUUUUUGUCUUUAGAAUCUGAAAAAUUGAGAAAAAAAUAAUACAGUACAUAUUUUAUACUAUGCGUAAAGUCAUCAGGAAUUGCCUUUUUGUAUAGACAAACGAAACCAUAACCUGAUGUAUUUUAUCUAAAUGCGUUCAAAUUGGAUUUUUGGAAAUGAUAUGACAUGUUUACAUCUGAAUUAUUCAUUAAAAAUAUUAUUUGCUAAGUUAUACUGAACAUUUUUUAUGAAUACUUAUACGGAGACAAUAUAGUAUGUAGUACUGUUUAUGUAUAAUUUUUAGUUCGUGAUAUUUCAUAAAUUGUCUUGAUUUCGAUGAGAGUGAAAAUUAGUAUUGUGUCAACAGUACUUGCAUGUAAAAUAUAUGUAUUUCCCGGAAAUUAAUUAAAAAUAAUGUAAGUAACGAGCCAUUGAAAUUUGGCUACUAUAGCAAGAAAUUUAUGAGCUUGAAAUUUGUGUGAAUUGAAUUCCGAGACACGAUUGUGUGUAUAUACAUGUAAAUGCAAUUACUUGAUAUACUCAUUAAUAUCUAUUACAUCUCAACUUAGCAGCAAAGUAUUAUAUAUAUCUUUCUUUCAGAAGUUAAUCAUAUUUUAUUAUGACACUAGAGGCAAUGAUGAAUUGAUUGCUAUGAUAAUAUUAUGAUAAAGUCUCGUCUUGAAUAAAAUGCAUUUCUUUAUACUAUGUUUGUAAAUAAGUGUGUAAAUAGCAGUGGGAAGUACUUGUAUAACGAUGUUUCAUGCUUAAGUUCGUGUGUAUGCCUGUCAUAGCCUUAAUAUAUAGCAAUAUAUGUUGAAUUCAAUUCAAAAUAUUGAUACAAAUUAUACCUAUUAUUAUUCAAUUACUUUAAGACAUGCGAAUGUCUUAAAUGCACCAAACCAACAAAAAGUACAAUAAAGUGAAUUGUAAAUGAUUGAAUUUUGAUUACGAGAGAUUUAUCUAGAAUUUUCCUAAUAAUGUUUCAUGCCAUUUUAAGUCUUUCAAAUUUUUAUGUAAUCGCGCUUUGCUUAGUAACAUAAAUCAUGAGCAUAUAAUGUCAUUCUUGUUUUAAAAGAUAUGAAUGUAACAAUUACUAUUUAUGUUGUAUACAAACUUUUGAGUAUUUAUUUCAAUGUUUGAAUUAUGGAGUGUGCUUAUGUUAUACCAUUGUUUAAUAUGUAACAAAAAGAGUGGAAAUAUGGAAUUUAAACUGGAUAAUAUGUCUAACAUUGUCCAGUAUAAUGUAUAUGUAUCUAAUAUGUAUUCGAACUUUACUUUUUGUAUUUUUUCAUAUCAACUUUUGCAAUGACUUGAUCCAUAGACAUUAGUACAAUUCCUUAAAUAAGUGACUUGAUAAUGAUAGAUGUACUUAAAUUAAGCAUGGAAAUGAAGUUCCAAAAUAGAUUCUAGUUGCAUAUAUUCGUAAAAGUUAUAUUCGAUAAAUUUUCUUCUUUACAAGAUGAAUGAAGAUAUGAAAAUAUAUAGCAGUAUGACAUUGAAACUGGCCAAUAUGCCUUAUACGGUUAUCGUAUUGUAUAAUGUAUAUUUAUAUGUGAUAUAUAUAUAUAUAUAUGUAUGUUUUUUUUUUUGGGGGGGGGGGAUCAGUACACAUUGACACAUUGAAACAAAUCCACAAAUAACUUACUUGUGUCAUGAAAUCACUGGAAUUUACGCCUGAAAAUGAUCCAUUAUCGGAUAUGAAAUAUUAAAUGCAUAUAUCAUUACUAAAUAAUAUGCAUUGUUUUAUUUUCCAUUAUAAGUUGACAUUUGUAGAUAUUACAUGCAUAUUAUGGAUAAUCAUUGAGUAUAUUAAUACUGAUGACUGGUUGUAUAAAACUUUCCGUUUAUUUGUUAUACUUUGAAGUAAAUUGUUAUUGCAUAUUAUGUAAAUUGAUAUGUCAUCUUAGCAAAUACAAUACGUUAAGGUAUAUCUUAAGAAUGUUGAUAUAUCAUAUUUCACAAAACUAAUGUAGGCCUACGACUCAGUUUCCUCACAGAAAACGCAGUUGAGCCGUGGCUUUGUUUAUAUGUUUGUGAAAAAUAUCAGUUUUAAUAUUCUUUUAUUUAUGCAAAACCCAAUGUACCUAUAAGAAACUUUCACUGAGAUAUAUUACUAUGAUGGAAUGGGAUUUUUAUUAUGUAAAGAAAAUAUGUCAUGAACCAUAUGUGAAUAUUUAUGUAUAAAGUCUAUUGCAUAGUGCUUACACAUAAUAUGAAAAGCACAUGAUUACCAGAAUAAUACUGAGAAAGGAAAAUAUCAAUGGAUUUUACAGUUUUUAAAAUGCAAAUCGCUUAUUUCACGUUAUUGUUGAAGCUUGAAUUAUGUUAGUUUGCAGAUUACAUAGCAAUACUAACUUCUAGUAAAUGUAUAAUGUUUACAUGCCGCUUAAUAAAUGCUAUGCACUAAUAAUAA
This is a messenger RNA of Lytechinus pictus (painted urchin), 41025 nucleotides long. RefSeq lists its product as uncharacterized. The record is from RefSeq and is a predicted model, not a curated record. The coding region runs from base 78 to 38480 and encodes 12800 amino acids. Lineage: Eukaryota; Metazoa; Echinodermata; Echinoidea; Temnopleuroida; Toxopneustidae. The transcript has 4 exons.